AUGAAUGGCGGGUACUACAGGAUGUGCUACAGCCCAGAUGGUAGUAUGACGGGCAACGAGUUUCUGAACGCGAUCGUGCCAGUGGAUAUACGUGUGAUUGGAGUUGCAUCGGCCUGUUUGGGCGAUGGCUGUCUUGCAGACGAACGUUGGGAUUGCUACGUUUCUUACUUCGGGGAGGACAUUAGCAACUGCUUGGUGGAUUUCCGUGCGUUCGGCGGUGGCCGUGAGGGCUUUUUUGUGGAGUCUGCUUCGUCCAGCAAAUCAGCUUGGACUGCUGCUUGGGGCCGAGACACUUUUCUGUUUGGGGAGCUCAUCCCAGCUUCUCGAAAGCGAUGUUCAGAUGUGGUGACUGCUGAGUACAUAGCACCAGAAAUGGCAAUCUUCGAUGACUUUGAUUGGGCCCCUCCAACAGGGAUGGGCUUCAUCACAGAUGCUUUCACUGCGAUGGAGAUGCCCCGGCUGCGACGCACUGCUGCCACUGACAGCUUCACUCUGUCAAUGUGCUAUUGUCCCAGCUAUGAUGGUCCGGUGGACCCCACGAACGAUCCCUGUGAUCAUGCCAGCGAGUUCAUCCAGCCCAUCGGCGUGCUGUACUACUGGCUGCUGCGGGUUUGCCACUUGUUUCUUCAGCAGUAG
Molecule: messenger RNA, 636 nt
Organism: Symbiodinium pilosum
Lineage: Eukaryota; Dinophyceae; Suessiales; Symbiodiniaceae
Source: the annotation of a GenBank genome assembly